Molecule: messenger RNA, 1348 nt
Organism: Williopsis jadinii
Lineage: Eukaryota; Fungi; Ascomycota; Saccharomycetes; Phaffomycetales; Wickerhamomycetaceae
Gene: AAR2
Product: U5 snRNP complex subunit AAR2
Exons: 1
Coding region: 210-1265 (351 amino acids)
Biological process (GO): spliceosomal tri-snRNP complex assembly
Source: RefSeq, a predicted model, not a curated record
UUCUGUUGACGGUUUUUUUUUUCAUCGCCAACCUGCUGACUCAACUCUCAACAUCUUACCCGUUAGAGUUCCGGGACUUUUCACCCUCGGUCGCUUCAUGCAUGGGACUUGGACUGCAUUACGCUAAUGCUUCACUUUGGACAAAAUAAUUUUGACAUUUGCGAUGCGUCUAUACGAUGAUGUCAAGAGAGACUAACGAGACUUGAGCCAUGUCCAGACCACUACGCACAACGAUAGUCAUGGACAACAUUCCAUCGGACUGGAUCAUCGGAAUAGAUUUCAACUUCUUCAACUCCAACAGUAUCCUUAGGGGUAUAAAGCUCAUUGGUCAAGGCCUACACGUUGUGCACUGGGCCCAGGACAGUUCCAGUAUAAGGUCUGGUUACUACUUCAACGCUCAAGAGGGCGACGUUCUGGUGAUGUACUGGGACACUGCUAACGAGACCAUGCUUAUAGGGGAUGAGGUUGGUGAAGUGAACAUCAAGAGGCACAUGGAGUCGUUAUCACAGUACUACCCAUAUAUGGUUGGCUACCCCAACGGUGUGUCGCAGUGGUUGAGACAGGUAAGGCACCUCAAGUGGAAUCAGGUGGAGUACAUCUUACCCCAUGGACGAAUUGAUAGUGUGGUGACGUCGACAGACGAGAACAACUUACUUCUGAAGACAUUGCAGUCGUAUUCGAAGAACAAGAACAUCUCAAACGACCCUAUCGUCAACUCCAUCAUUGACCAAAGCGAUGUCGAGCUCAAGUUCACCCUCAUUGAUCUCAGUAGCCAAAUAAGGCCGAACAGCUCACCGGAGCAGAAGACCAAAGAUUCACUGGACUCGUCGUGGUUUGUGAGGACUCUGCUGGUCACUGGGUUUAACAACAACGAGGAUUCCCUAAUGGGAGAAUUCGAGCUGGCGUACGUGAAUAUGGUGAUCUUCGCCAAUUACAGCUGUUCUGUCCAGUGGCUGAAGAUUAUGAAAGUGAUGUUGAAUUGCAAGGAGUUGGUCUCGGAAAGAGUGUCCUUGUUUGACAAGUUUGUAUCCCAGUUGUACGCCAUGUUCGAACAGUUCCCAGAGGAGUACUUUACUGAAUUCGUCGAUGACUCCUUUCUAGAGACUAACGUCGGUGAGUUUGACUUCACUGUGAAGGAGCUGGGGCUACACGCACUCGUGAGGAAAGUAAUAGACCUGAAGCAACUCCUCUCCCUGAGGUUUGGAGUGGUAAUCCAAGGACUCGUGGAAGAUGACGAGGACGGCCCUGUUAUCGUUGAUCUAUGAAUGGUUGAUUCUCAUAGUUAGCCAUGGCAUCUCUUUCUUUGUAUAUUAGUAGUCAUGAAUCUAUGUACAAGAAGCCCUGGUAU